AUGGUACGCGUGAGCAGAGUUGUACCGAAAGAGUGAGGAUUUUUUUUUGCGGUUUUACUUUGUCAUUCAAAUUAUUUUUUGAAUAUGUUGUGUUAUUUGAAGUUUUUUUCGUUUUGAAAUUUUUGAAAAUUGAGCAUUGUUUUCAGUUGGACUCGUUAUUCAUCAAUAGGCCAGGUUAUUCCAAGAACCAGGUUUAUUGUUUUCAAAACACCACUCAAUGAUCAACUGGCUACCAAAGUUCCCAAAGAUAGACGGUUUAACACAACCGAUUUAUUCAGACAGGUUAGUAAUUUUCCGAUAUUAGAAUACUUCUAAUUAUAAGCGCUUAUUUUCAGCUUUCGUUAACCGGCCAACACCUUGGUUUAGUAGUAGAUCUCACAGACACCGAUCGAUAUUAUGAUAAAAAUGAUAUAACUGGAAUGUGUGUGGAAUAUGAGAAAAUUAAUUGUCCCGGACGUGGAUUUAUAGAUCGUGAUGAGUGUAUGGAUUCAUUUACUCAAGCUAUUCAAAAUUAUAUUGAUAAAUGUGAUGAUGAAGAGGCUUUGAUUGGUGUGCAUUGUACAAACGGUGUUAAUCGAAGUGGUUAUUUGAUUUGUCGAUUUUUGAUUGAGAGAUUAGGAUGGAGUUCGCAUGAAGCGUUGGAUGGUAAGAUUUUUUAUUCAAGCUCUCAAAAACCCUCAAAAAUUUCCAGCGUUCGAACAAGCCCGCGGUUAUCCAAUCGAAAAAGGCGACUACGUAAUGGCCCUUCACAAAGCCGCAAAAAACGUCAAGAAUGAACAACAAAAACAGCAGCAAAAACAGCUCGACUCGGAUUCAGACUCUUCAGAUCGCCGCCGGAAAUCUAAGAAAAGCAAGAGAAAAUAUCGAGAAAUUGAAGAAAAUACGGGUGGUAUGAGUAUGAUUGAUGCUUUGUUGGGAGAAAUCAAUCAACAGGUUACGGCUGCCGCGCAAUUUGAAAAUUCGCCAGCGAGUAAUUCGGAGGAUACGCAAGCACAGCCCGCGACGCAUUGGGGUUUCGCUGUCAAACGCACAAAAUAUCAAUCACUGAAUCAGGCACAGCAACAAGGAUUUAGGGCCGAAGAAGAGAAUAGUCCGUUUGUUGAGGAUGAAGCUGAAGGAGAAUUUGAGGAUGAGGUACGUUUUUUGAUUGAAAAUAUAAAUAGCUGAAAAUUUAAAAUCAACCACAAAUCCAAAUCUUCUUCCAGGAAUACGAAGAAGUUCAAGGCGACGAUCAAAUCCAAUCAGCUUCCUCAAAACGACGUGCUCGUCGAAGUCGUAUGAAUAAAAUGUUGGCUGUAAUGAAACGCGGAAAAUAUCACGAAAUUCAGGCGAUGCAAGAGGAAAUGGCAAUUUCGCAUGGAAAUGCAAGAAAUAUUUGA
Caenorhabditis angaria is the source of this 1379-nucleotide messenger RNA. NCBI's taxonomy places the organism in Eukaryota, Metazoa, Nematoda, Chromadorea, Rhabditida, Rhabditidae. The record is from the annotation of a GenBank genome assembly.